Molecule: messenger RNA, 822 nt
Organism: Oldenlandia corymbosa var. corymbosa
Lineage: Eukaryota; Viridiplantae; Streptophyta; Magnoliopsida; Gentianales; Rubiaceae
Source: the annotation of a GenBank genome assembly
AUGGCGCGUGUAGCAUCCAGCACCAUCGGUCUCCACAGACUUCCGACACACCCACUCCGAUCCGGCCACCUUCCCCACCUUGUAAAACCCUUUGUCCUCCGCCCUCCCAGAUAUCCCUCUUAUCAAACAAUAAGUUGUUGCCAAACCAGACCUAAUCCCACUGAUGUUUCUUCAUCCCAAACCUCGGAAAAAGUUGUUGCAGAGCCAUCUGUAUCGGAAAAUGGGAGUACCAAUAGCUCCCCUCUGGCGGAGGAGGCGGCUGGUUCCUCCGGUGGGAUUAAUGUUGUUGGGCUUCCGGAUUAUCCGGACAAAAGCUUCAACAAAAGGAUUGCAAUAGCUUCUGUGGUUGCUGCAGUGGGACUUUUCCUGUCUACAAGACUCGAUUUUGGUGUUUCUUUGAAGGACCUCUCUGCGGUGGCUUUACCAUAUGAAGAGGCCCUUUCCAAUGGGAAGCCAACUGUUGUUGAGUUUUAUGCGGAUUGGUGUGAAGUGUGUCGAGAAUUAGCUCCUGAUGUUUACAAAGUGGAGCAACAAUACAAGGAUCGAGUAAAUUUUGUGAUGCUGAACGUUGAUAAUACAAAGUGGGAACAAGAGCUUGAUGAGUUUGGUGUCGAGGGCAUUCCUCAUUUUGCAUUCCUGGAUAACCAGGGAAAUGAGGAAGGCAAUGUUGUAGGGCGGCUACCAAAGCAGUAUCUGCUUGAGAAUGUAGAAGCCCUCGCACGUGGCGAUGCAUCAAUACCUCAUGCUCGUGUUGUCGGUCAAUUUUCAAGUGCUGAAUCCAGGAAGGUGCAUCAAGUAGCUGAUCCAAGGAGUCAUGGUUAG